Rhagoletis zephyria (snowberry fruit fly) is the source of this 16705-nucleotide messenger RNA. It is a transcript of the gene HERC2, whose product is annotated as E3 ubiquitin-protein ligase HERC2. Gene Ontology annotation, biological process: protein ubiquitination. The record is from RefSeq and is a predicted model, not a curated record. Gene Ontology annotation, molecular function: metal ion binding; ubiquitin-protein transferase activity. Lineage: Eukaryota; Metazoa; Arthropoda; Insecta; Diptera; Tephritidae.
CUCAACAAUUAUUGAAAAGACGUCCGGCAGCAUGCCAGUCGAUCGAAAAUUUUCUCGAGAUUCUUUAUUGAACUGGCUGGAAAAACUGCAGCGCUCUUUUUAAUGAGAAUUUUACCAAGAAAAAGUUAAAAUUCGCUAUUCAAAAGACUAAAUAGUUGUAGUAGACGAGCAGCACAACAAGUUGGUGUAUAGAUUUUAAUCUAAAUUUCGAGUUUGAAGCGAAAAAAUUGCAAUUGAAAAUUCGAAGAAAAAUCUUGAGCAGUGAAAAUUUUGUGAGUCGUGUGUGUGUACUAUAGUUGCGUGCAGAUAGUGCGGAAGGGUUGCGGUGGAGGAAGCAGUGUGCCAGUAGUUUCAUAGCGAAUGUGAAUGAAAGCAGCCUGUCAAUUGAAGACUCCACUGUGGUCGGCGGAGACCCAUUAGUGGCCCGCAGUUAUCGCAAAAUUGAAUUUUCCCAAAGGCCGAACCCAAACACAUACAAAAACAACCACAGUCGCACAAGCCAUCAUCGAUUAGUGGUGGAAGUAAAUACAUAUGUACAUAGUACCUAGUAUCGAGGGGAAGGAAAAAAAAACAACACGAAUAGUAGAAGCAUCAACACAAAUUGUUACACGGUCAAAACAAAUCGACAAAAGCGAAAGUGACGACAUCAAAGCUAGUGCCGCGACAUCGCAUAAUAACAUCCAAGGGAGGAGCUGUAACGAAACAACGGAACAAGAGGUUUUCGUCGUGAGAAGCUUGGUGGGCGGUGGUGCGCCGUGCAUUUGUGUAGAAGUAAGCGUAAAAUCGUGCAAACAUACGGUCACACAUACGCUUUGUUUCUACUUUGCACUGUGAGUGGUAUCAAAGUCGUUGCGCUUCGUUAGAGACUGCAGGGGCAGGGGAAGUUGUGGAGGUUAAUGCGAGGUUCAUGCGCACGUUUUUCAAUUGAAUUAAUUUUUUCGAAAUUUGCUUGCAAUUUAAUUUACGUAUAUUUUAAAUGUACAGCGAGUUAGCAUAACUGGAACUAUAUUACCCAGCGAAAUAAAACGAAUCAGGCCAUACAUAACAAGCUCUGACAUGAUAAGCAACCAUAAAAUGUAAACAAAAUUCUGCUGUCUUGACAGCAACGACUAACACUGCGGGUGCUCACUUGUUAAAAUAUAUAUAUAUAUAUAAUUGUAUCACGUUGUAAACACUGUAACCACCACCGGAUUCGAUUUUAAAUCAAUCACACAGUACUUAAUUUUGUAACAUUACCAAACGAGCUAAAACCUGCAAAAAUAUUAAUAUAGCAUAAUCACUGUAGCCCAAGAGCAGCAGUGACGUCAAUAAUGUCCUCGUGUAAUGCAUCUGCUGAUCUUUACCUCCGUCCGCUGCCUUUUCUCGACUCCAAAUGGCUACGUGCCGAUCUCAUUGCCAGCUUGCGAAACGUUGAAGAUGCUGCUGUGCUCUGGAAUAACCUCAUACAAGAUUGCGAAUUAGUCUCAUCCCCAGCAACUCCUGUUCUCAACGCUGCCGGUCACUUAUCCUACCUUGGCGACGAUGGCAAGCAUUAUUGUGGCGUACAAAAGCUACAAUGCUCGUGCUGUCCUCUGGACUACUGUGGGCCACUGUCAGCAUGCAAUUGCUCUGCCUGUCGCACGCUGGACUCUGAUUCGGCUAUCAAAAAAAUGACUACGGCGGUCCAAAAUGCUGCUGCCAACCGCAUUUCAUCUGAAGUGAUUUUCGAGUCUUGGCUAUGGGGCCAGUGUCCCAAUACAGCAGUCAAACUCAAUUGUCAAAACACGCUUCUAGCUGAACUCCAUGAUAUCUCAUUAAAGUCGGCAGGCAAUUGUCUCUCAGCAAUGCAUUUACGUCAACAACUGUUCAUUUACGAACGCUACUUUGUCGCGCUUUCACGCUGGAAGCAGCAGCAGGAGCUGCAAUGCCACUCCAGUGUUGCUACCACAGCUUCCGAAAAGUGUAAGUUUAAUGAGGAUCAACGCAUUAGUGGUAAUAGCGGUAUAUGUGCGAUGCGAGGCAGAGAAAUAAAUUACCUGACAGCAAAUAAAUUGCGACAUUUUUCAACAGUGGACGUGCCAUCGCCAAUAAAGGAAAAUGAGCGUGCUACAUUAGGUUUAGCGCGUGUAGGCACGCGUGCAGCGCUUAAUUUUUCCUUUGCAUUCUUGCGACGCGCUUGGCGUUCGGGUGAGGACACGGAGAUGUGCAGUGAACUGCUUAGUGAAGCCCUGGAAUCGUUGCAAGAUCUGCCGGAAGCUUCUCUGUUCGAUGCCACGCAGGUCUCUACUUUGUGGAUCGAAGUGUUGGAGCGUUCUAUAAAAUUUCUGCGUCAGGUGGCGCUUGGCGACCCUUUGGGUGGCCGGUGUACAGCUCCACGAGAAGAUCGCCAUACCGCUCUUUGCUUGCUGCUGGAGCUUGGAGCCCAAAAAGGCACGCUCGCUGCCACAUUAGAAUCUAUUGUGUUGCUAAUGACGCUAUGGGAGAAAGAAAAGGAAACCGAUGACAACCGCGAUGUGCCCCAGAAUACUGGCGCCCCUUUGGUGCCCAUUUUACGCCGCUACGAAACCAUCGGCAACUAUGGAUUUAAUAACAGCGCGGAGGCAGCUCCAGCCAGCGCCACGGAGUCAUUCCUACGUUUUCUCACUUUACCGGAACAGGACACCACCAACGUAGACUUGAAGCAGGCCGCAGUGGUCAUUGUUUCUCACCUCGAUCGGCUGGCCAAACCGCACUUGCCAACUAGCACCUCAACUGCACCCCUCCCCAUUCGUGCAGUGCAGCCAACAAAACCUUUAUUGCAUGCGCAGGCCUCACAGGAAAGCAUGUCGGCUGCUUCAACACCACAGCUGCAUGAACAGCGCAUAUAUGCGCUCGGCUGGCUAUCGCUGUGCCACGAUCAAUAUGGUUUCACAGCGGAACCAGCAGUGGGUCUAUCAACAACCGGGAAUGUCAUAGCGGGCGGGCACUAUCCAGCUCCUGUAUUGAAUUUCUAUUUCCAGGUUAAGCAAGUAGUCUUCUCCGAGGAGUAUGUGCUUUUCCUCACGCACGAAGGCAAAAUGUACACUUGGCGCAUAGCCAAACCCGAGACAGAGCCGAUGCUUAUCGAGGAAAUGACAGAUGUGCACGUAACAGCGGUAGCCGCGCAUUGUGAAGGACGUCACUUCCUGGCUGUGGACAGCAUGGACAAUGCGUACUCUUGGGGUUGUGGCGAGGGUGGCCGCCUGGGCCAUGGUGACUCAUUGCUGCGCGAACACCCAACCAAAAUCCAAUCACUGGAGCAUAGCGUUAAAGCGGUUUACUGCGGUUGCACCUACAGCGCGGCCAUCACCAUGAACGGUAACCUCUAUACCUGGGGUCGCGGCACAUAUGGGCGCCUCGGCCAUGGCAACUCGGAUGACAAGCUAUUACCAACACAUGUGCAUGCUUUACGCGAGCAUAGCAUUAUUGAUGUUGCGCUGGGCAGCGGCGACUCGCAUACGCUUUGUUUGACGACCGAGGGUCACGUGUUUGCCUGGGGCGAUGGUGAUUAUGGCAAGUUGGGCAACGGUUCCUGCAAUGGAUCGCAAGUGCCACUGCUAAUCGAAGCUCUGCCCCCUAUAAAGAGAGUAUUUGCCGGCUCGCAAUUCUCGAUGGUGCUCAGCUGCGAUGGAAAACUCUACUCGUGGGGCAAGGCCUACGACGGGCGACUGGGACAUGGACUACUAGACAAAAAUGUGCAAUGUCUCAAUACGCCAAAGCAGAUAUGCGCUUUGCAGUCAAAGGUAAUAGUGGACGUAUCGGUCGGCGUGUGGCAUUGUCUGGCUAUGAGCAGUAAAGGCGAGGUCUUUGGCUGGGGUCGCAAUGACUUUCAACAGGUUUGUCCGGCCGCCAUAUCGAAAGAGCCUAUACUUCGCGAUCCAAUACUAGCCACCCACCCUUCAGUACAGGCGUUUGGCAUAGCUUGCGGCGCAGCACAGAGCAUAAUAUGGAGUCAGACUUCGGUACAGGGUGUGCCAUUGAAGAUACAGUUUGUUAUUGAUCUCAGCGAACACACUUUCCGACUACUCGAUCAAUUGAUCGGCAUCGUGUGCGGCCAGGACAGCAACAACCGGCAAACGCCUAAUCAAGAAUCGGAGUGCAUUGCAGUGGCGUGCUUGAAUCUGCUGCGUUUACAGCUACAUGCGCUGAUCGUAAAUGCUGUGCCGCCCAAGUCUGUUGGCUUGUCGGAAGGCUCGCGCCUGUUGGUCAGCUUAAAAACGCGUAUACUGAGCUUAGCGGGCGGAUCAAAUGUGCUUAAAACCAUGCAAGAGGCUGCGCAAUGGACUCUACAGGUCGGCUGGAGUGUAUUGUUACCCACAGCUUCUGAGCGCGCACAAACGCUGACUUCAUUGUUGCCCUCUGAGUCGGGAGUUUCCUCUUCAGGUCAUCGUUUUAUGACCGAUUUGCUUGUUGGCUCCCUAAUGGCCGAGGGUGGCCUGGAGACUGCACUGAAGCAAGCUAUACGCCUCGAGGCCAACGACUGCGCCGACAGCGGCCACAAUCUGCCGCUACUGCAUCUUAUCAGGCAGCUGCUGCGCAACAACUCUGCGCUAACACAAGCUCGCUUGACACAACUUCUUCUAAAUGCGGGUAUUACAAAGCCCGAGGAAGAAUCGUUCUCUUCUCUACCCGCCGUUCAGUCCACCAUGGCUGAGCACACCAGUCCCAGCCUAGACCUCUUGCAUCGUUUUCAACGUCUGCUGUUUUCGCACAUAAACCAAUCGAAAACGGAGGACAUAAGCGGUGCUGAGGCACUACUCAGCAAAUAUGUGCAGAGUGCCGUCUCGCUUUGUGUACUAUCGCUACAGAAGGCGCAUGAAAUUGCGCUACAAGGCAAGGACAGUGUCGCGGAUAUCAUCAAAACUGAUAUAUCAGACACGCUGCUGUACGAGCUGCUCAUCGGUCUUAUUAUUUUAAAGCGCGAUCGACCAAGUAUUUUCCCGGCUUUCGAGUGGAUCACGGUGUUCCAGCCAUUGCUACAUGCGCUGGAUAAUUUGAAUCGCGUCAUUUGCGAUAGUGAAAUGCAAGAUUCGGACGACAUGGGCUGGCCAGGGAUAAUUUGCCGAGGAAAUCAGAAGAGUGCUUAUGCGCAGCCAGUGGACGAUGUGAAUUUUAUACGCAAAAACGAUUUCGAAAAUCAAAUACUCGACGGCGGGAGGUGGAUCAUAUUGAAUGGCUACGUUUGCGAUAUCGCUGACUAUCUAGGUGACAACGCCGCCAUCAAUGAGCUGCUAUCGGCGAACGUUGGUAAGGACCUGACCGUUGAACUGAAUACGCCAAUCUAUCGAAACUGCUUGGAGCACAUUUUAAGCAACUACAAAGUCGGGCGUUAUGCAGUCAAUGUAACUGAAGAGAAGCCCCUCGUGCAACAGAGUAAAGUGCUCACCCAUUUCAACUCGGAGCGUGCGCUUGCUUAUCUCCUCGGCCUUGUAGUAAACCUUCUACAGAGCGGUCCUGCCCAGCAGCCUGCUGAGUUGCAGUGCAAGACAAUUGUACGCUCCAGCAUACUGCGCGGUGGCUUACAGCUACUUCAGCCGAGCAACCCGUUCGACGAAGAGAAGGGAGAGGCGCGUAGCAGCGCAAGCACGGCGGGUAGCACGCCCACCGAACCGCCCGUGCACAGCAUGACAGUUUGUGUUGGCGUUGGCGUCGGCACAGCUGGCGGCGGCGGCGGCGGCACGGGCGUAGCAGUGCCACACCCCGUCAUUAACAGCGUGCAACAGCGCAUUGAAUGCUUCAUUGCCGGUCUCAGUGAGGCGCGCUUAACCGAUCCGCUUGUGGUCACUUGGAUGACGCUUUCCGAACGUUACUGCAAAGACAAUAAUUUAAUUUGGCACCAAGAAUUCCCACCCGAACAUCCAGUACAAGAGCUGGAACGUCUGCUAACUGCAGUGCUUAUACGCCAUCAGAGCCUCGGUGGUCUAGUGUUGAACGUGUUGGAGCGUGAGUUGAGCGGCGUAGCAGCAUCCAAAACUCCAAGGCAAAUCGCCGAUAUGAUACGCCUCAUUUACCAAACCAAGUGGUCGGUGGUACGCAUUCGCCAGCAGUUGAAUCGCAGCUAUAAGGAGGUGUGCGCGCCCAUGCUGGAGCGCUUGCGUUUCCUACUGUAUGAAGUACGCCCGGCGGUGAGUUUGGAGCAGGAGGCUUUACGUAAAUUGCCCAUAUUGCAUCGUUGGCCGCGCUUCAAACAUGUCGUGCGCCGUAUAAUAGCCGAAAUGCGCAUGGCUAAGAAGCAAUUGGCAUGCGCCAAACCCGAGGACAUACUCAACGUAACCAUUCAAAGUCAGAAUGUUGCGCAGAAGCUGAAUCAUUCGCAUGAAUCACUAUUACAAGCUGACGGUGCCGCUUCCGAUGCCACAGACAAAGACUCUGCUCUCGGUACAAACGAUAGUGGCUCUCUGACGAGCGCCACGGUGCUCAUUCCACCAUUACGUGGUAAUGCGUCCAAUGAAAAUCUGUUAGAUGCUGGCGACAACAAUGUCAUACUCAGCGAUCGCAAAGCAUCCACCGAAGAAAUAAAAUUACAUGCCAAUGAACUCGACUUUGAUGAAGACAAGAAACCCGCGGACGAUGAACCGCGUCUCAAUAAUGAUCUAUUACGCAAGUUACGCGAGAAAUGGUAUUUCUCCGGUGAAUUGAACAUGCCCAUCAUGCACGAGAUCGUGGAAUUCGUGAUGCAAGAGGUGUGCGACGUAGAAACAGUGCGUCGCGCAAUGUACUGCCAAGUGCAGCGCUAUCAAAUACGGCGCCAAGGACUGGAAAUGUUGCAUGCCAUGCUGCAGGUGCAUGGGCUGCUCGACGCUGUGCAGUACAAUAUGCUGAACGGUUACCUGGGUUUGCAUUUGAAGAGCGCCAACAGCAAACAAGCAACACUCAACGUAUUAUAUGACCUUAAUAUGAUAACGGCUUUCCAGAAGGCCGAUCUUUUGUUAGCACAAUCGCGUGUGCUCGAAUGGGCUGUGCAUGAACUGCAACGGCUUGUCAAUCAGGAACUUAUACAGCUAAAGGGCAAAUACAAUGCAGGCAGCGGCAAGGAUAGCUCAAAUCUGGGUACUUAUGUGUUCUUGAAAAAGCUGCCGCGCGCCCGUUUUCUGCUUAGCAUUUUUGGCAUACUGGCUAAAGAUAUGAGCGCCAAUGAAUUGAGUUUAAUCGUGAAUUCAGGCACGUUGGGCACAGUUCUAGGAUUGCUUAGCCAAACCGGUGGCGAUAUUCCGACGGUGAAGAACACUUACGACCUGUCGGUGGUUUAUGAAGACACGAUCUUGAAACAGAAGUCUAAUAAAGCGAACUUGUCUGGACCGGAGCUGGCAAAACUGAUGAAGAUUGGCACGCGAAUUGUGCGCGGCACGGACUGGAAAUGGGGCGACCAAGAUGGUAAUCCACCGGGGGAAGGACGCAUAAUUAGUGAAGUUGGAGAUGAUGGUUGGGUCCGCGUUGAGUGGUACACUGGCGCCACCAAUUCCUAUCGUAUGGGUAAAGAAGGUCAAUACGACCUACGUUUAGCCGAUAGCGCUUUGAAUAUUAUUUCUCCUGACACUGAGACCGAAAAAGAUGAACUCUCUUGCGAUGCCCAGCUAAACGGUGAUUCCCAUCCCACUAAACUGUUGCGUUACGCCUGCACAAAGACACUGCAAAUCAUCUCGGUGGGCAUAGGAUUGCACAGCGCACAGAUGGAUAAGAAUGCUGUGAGUUGCAUCUCCAGCAUGUUCCGUUCCAUACUCGAUCCCAAAUCGACGCUAGGCAACAUAUACGGCUUGGACAAUUGGACGACUUUGGGUUUUUUGAAAGCCAUAGCUGGCGAAUCAAAGUCACUUGCCAAGUACUUGUCCUCACCCACAUGGAUUGACUUCUACAUUAGCCUUCUUGAGCAACCAGUGACGCGCGAACAGGAACUUUUUCGCAACCUACACUGUCUCCGCUUGCUGCAGAGCAUACUUAUCCAUUGGACAGAUGAUUCUCAUAUGCAACGUAUGGCUACGCUAGUGCGACAAUUCUUUUCAACGCUGGGCAAGAUAACCCUCUAUUGCCCUCAUGACAUGUCGCUGGCCCAAAACGUUGGCGAUUGCAAAACCCGCGUGCUCUUAACAGCCUCGCACUCGAGCACCAUUGCGGAAGAGAUCAUAACUUUGCUGCGCCGCUUGCAUACACUACCCUACUGGAAUGCGGCGAUUAACUCUUUCCUCGCGCAGAAACUGUGCGUGGCGGCAGAGCUGUUUGGCGAAGAUGGCUUGGACUUGCAGCACUUAGAAAACGAGUACAUUUACGUGAUGGGCGUGCUCUGUACCAUAGGCGGCUGCGACAUACGACCACGCGUUGGCCUACAGGUCUGCUAUGAAGGCAAUACCGCCACCAUUUGCGGCUUUACCAACAAGGGCAAGUGUUUGCUUAGCACCGACUGCCAAGCCUUGAACGGCGAGUUUGGCAAAAUUUCGCUAAGCGUGGCUUUGGAGUGCGCGGACUACUCGGUUUUCAGUCUCUCGCGGCUGCCGUUGAAUGAAAUGCUGCUAAAUUCCUGGGCAGUUUUACUCUUCGGUCCAGGCGAGCGCAAGGAAUGUGUGCCCAAUGGCGUGGACAUCAGCUUACUGCGCUCGCAGCAAAUACAACUUUCUGUGUUGAAUGCGAACUGCGUUCUGUAUCGCCAUCAAGCCGCAUUACGUAAAAUACUCAAGCAACGUUCACCAGGCCUAUGUGCCUACUCUUCAGAAGAGAGUCUCUCAGAGGAAGCUGCACCUGCUAAUGCAAGCAGCGAUGGCAAACCAAACGCUGAAGGAGACGCUUGCGCCGAUCCUGAGGCAAUAAACUCCGCCGUUAUCAAUGAACUAAGCGCUCCGCCUGCUGUUAGCGACACUGAGCUACUUAUACAAAGUAUUUUGAUACGCGCGACGCAGCCAUCGCCUGUUAAGGCUAUAUAUUCUUACACAGAUUUGUCAACCGCAGCGCUGAAUUGCGCACAAGUUCUUGCCGCCAAAGUGCAUAACGAGUUGAAUGAGGCUGCUUCGACGAGCACUGGACGGGGCGGCUUUGCCGCACCGACACCGCCAAUGCAGCCGACAAUGAUACACGGCGUGCCAGUGUACAAUGUGGGUCUCUUGGACGAAGCGUCGGGUGGCAGUCAACCACAAGCAUCAAAGAACAACGUCGAUGCUACGCCGCUCAUUGCACAGAUCAUGGAAAUGGGUUUCUCUAAGAAGUCAGUUGAAUUGGCUGUCAAGCAGUUGUCCAUACAUCCAGAGGUCAUUCCAACGCCCGAACAAAUCGUUCAGUGGAUUCUCGAGCACCCAGACGUUUGCGCGAACACCAUAGAUGCCACAGACUAUCUAGAGCCGACGCUGGUGAGCGGAAGUGGUACCGCUGGCGGCUCCUCGAGCGACACUUCACUGCAAUCAAAGCUGCAGACGCUGCACGAUCCGGAAGCCGACUCCGACAACGAGAGUUUGGACAGCAGCUCGGACACCGUCGAGGGCUCCUCCAUACAUGAACAACUGGUCAAGUUCGAGACGCGCAAAGAUUUCCCCUCUGCCGAUCAGUAUGCUUUGUAUGUAAGGGGAUUGGUAUGUCCUGGUAUGCUGGUGCGAUGUUGCCGCGACUUUGAGGAGAUCAAGAAGGGCGAUAUUGGCACUGUUCUUAAGGUAGACACCGAAGGUUUACAUGAUCUGAACGUUCAGGUGGACUGGCAACUGCAUGGUAACACCUAUUGGGUUUGCUUCGUGCAUAUUGAGCUACUGGAGAUGCCGCGCGAGAAGACGACAUGUGAGCGCGCAGCGCAGGUAAGUGUAGGAACGCAGGUGCGUCUGCGCGCCGUGUCGCGCUACAAGUGGGGUUAUGUUCUGCGCGGUAGCGUUGGUACGGUGACAGCGGUUCGCGGCAAGGAUGUGACCGUCGACUUUCCACAACACCCUGGCUGGAAAGGCACGCUGAACGACAUUGAAGUGAUGGGUGGAGGGCAAAUUACAGGUCCCUCCGGUGGUCUACUUGGACUCCACACCGGUGCAGUGCCCACGCCUAGCGAUCUCAUUGAAGAUUGGUCGCGGUGCUUACGCUCGCUCACGGUGUCUUCCAACGAAGGGACCGCGAAACAUCUACUGGAUCGCAGUCCCUACUAUUGGCAGAGCUCAUCAAGCAGCCAAACUAAGCACUGGAUUCGUUUGGAGAUGCACGAACAUGUGCUAGUGCACAGCCUCUCGAUCGUCGUCUGUCCGGGCGACCACUCGCAUCAGCCGUCCUUAGUGGUGGUACGAGUCGGCGACAGCAUUGGCAACCUUAAAGACUAUUCUUGGAUUUCCAUCAAGAACACCGACACGACGGUGACGCUUAUGAGCGACGUGCGCCAGUACUACCCCUGGGUGGAAAUAGUUAUCAAGCAAUGUCGCAACAAUGGUAUCCAGUGCAAGGUGCAUGGCCUGAACAUCGUUGGACGUCGUAAACAAACCGAUCUCGAUCUGCUGCUGAUGAACGCCUCGUUCUUAGCCUGUGAAUACGAGCAAAUGAGCGACUCCAACCCAUGCUUAUCCAGCGGCUACAGCAACGCCGAUCCCAAAUCAUCAUCGUCUCUCUGUGAACCGCCCUGCACCGUAAUGGUCUGGGGUCUGAAUGACAAGGAGCAGCUGGGCGGCCUCAAGGGCUCAAAAGUAAAAGUGCCAACCUUCUCGCAGACAAUUAGCCGUCUACGCCCCAUACACAUCGCGGGCGGCUCAAAAUCGCUGUUCAUCGUUUCGCAGGACGGCAAGGUGUACGCGUGUGGCGAGGGCACGAACGGUCGUCUCGGCUUGGGCAUCAGCGUGAAUGUGUCGGUGCCGCGGCAGGUGCCAGUGCUGCACCAGUAUGUGGUAAAGAAAGUGGCUGUGCAUUCGGGCGGCAAGCAUGCAAUGGCAUUGACACUGGAUGGCAAAGUUUUCUCCUGGGGCGAAGGGGAGGAUGGCAAACUAGGGCAUGGCAACCGCCUCACAAUGGACAAGCCAAAACUAAUUGAAUCGCUGCGUGCGAAGAAAAUACGUGAUAUUGCCUGCGGCUCAUCGCACAGCGCGGCCAUCACCUCUGCGGGCGAACUCUAUACUUGGGGCUUGGGCGAAUAUGGACGUCUUGGUCAUGGCGACAAUGUGACACAGCUGAAGCCGAAAUUGGUCGCGGCUCUGAGUGGUAAGCGUGUUAUACAGGUGGCUUGCGGUAGCCGCGAUGCGCAGACACUAGCGCUAACCGAGGAUGGUAUUGUCUACAGUUGGGGCGAUGGCGAUUUUGGCAAGUUGGGCCGCGGUGGCUCGGAAGGUUCCUCGAUACCACACGAAAUCGAACGUUUAACCGGCAUCGGUGUCAUACAAAUUGAAUGUGGCGCGCAGUUCAGCCUCGCGCUUACACGUACCGGUGAGGUUUGGACCUGGGGCAAGGGCGACUACUACCGUUUGGGUCACGGCAGCGACCAACACGUGCGAAAGCCGCAGCCGAUUCAAGCGCUACGGGGUCGGAAGGUUAUACACCUUGCAGUAGGUGCUUUGCAUUGCCUGGCCGUCACCGAUACCGGACAAGUGUAUGCGUGGGGCGACAAUGACCACGGUCAGCAGGGCUCUGGCAAUACGGUGGUGAACAAGAAACCGGCUCUGGUCAUUGGAUUGGAUUCUGUGUUUGUCAACCGAGUCGCGUGUGGCAGUUCGCACGCUGUCGCUUGGGGGUUGCCGCAAUCGCCAUCGGAUGACGAGAAGAAGGGUCCUGUGCCAUUUACGACAUCAAAAGAUCCGCUGGGCGGCAGCAGCCUCGGCAUAUAUGACACUGAUGGCCAACUGAACACACCAACAGCAACAACUACAACAGCUAGUGCGUCGAAACCGACUUCGAAGUCGAGCCUUAGCGAGACGCUGCUCUCACUCGAGACGGACGGCGCACGACAAACUGCGCUUAACUACGUUCUCAACGCUAUGAGUAUUUUGCAGGCACGUCAGAUAAUUGUCGCCGCGCUCACUAGUCACAGUAAAGUGAAUCUGCACGAGAAGAUAUCGAACGAUUUUGAUGUGCCAGAAGGAAACGUUAUUUUGGGCAAGGAGGCGACUAUCGCUGCUUCAGGCAGUACUCCACACGGCACGCUUGGCGGACAUAAUAAUCACAACAACCACUGCAAUAACGAAGUGAUUGCCCAGGGUGGUGGAGAAGCGCCAGCCGAUGCCACCGAUCCGGCCGUACACGAACCCUCGCCAGAAGCGGAAAUCGUGCCCGCGCCAGCCGGUCCAUUGAGCGCGUUUCAAAGCCUAACCGGAUCGCUAUCGCUCUCAGCGUCCAUAUCCAGCAAUGCGCCUCAUAAACAUUCAAAGAUGUCGGCCAGUGCCAUGUCUGCACUCGCCGCAACAAUGACCAACCAGGAGGAGAUCAUCGAAGAAAUUAGUCUUACCGGUUUGGAUGACUUCACCUCACUGCUAGGCGAAUCAGAGGCGAAAAGCCUAGUGGAGCUAUUAAAACUGAGUGUCGCUGGGCGCACAGGCCUGCUCAGCACUUCGCAGACCAUUUCUGACACACUCAUCGCGCUUGGCUCGAACUCACCCACAAUCGGCGCAAUGUUACUCGAGACUUGUAUCACGGAGCUUGAAGAUUUGUGCACAUCUCGCUACAGCCUGGGCAAGGUGCCGAAACCGGUUAUGCGCGAGAGCAGUCAUCCGUAUGUGGACAACAUGACAAUAGUCGGCCAAGUAAAGAUACCCGGCGCCGAGUCGCUCCGCAUUGAAUUCGACAGCCAGUGUUCCACCGAGAAGCGCAACGAUCCGCUGGUCAUUAUGGACGCCUCUGGUCGCGUGGUUGCCGUGCGCUCCGGGCGCGAAUACGCCCAGUGGGCGCCUGAAGUGCGCAUACUCGGCGAUGAAAUGCGCUGGAAAUUCACCUCGGACAGUUCGGUGAACGGCUGGGGCUGGCGCUUUUGGGUGCACGGUAUCAUGCCAGCAACCGCCUUGCAUGAACGCGGCUCCGAUCGUGCGGUGCUCUCGCAGCCAUCAAUGCCACUUGUGAUGGCGCUGCUGAACGAGCGCCUAGGGCCGCACAACACGAGCGUGCUGUUGCGCUUGGCAGCCGCGCUGGCUGCUUGUGCGCAGCUCAACUCGCUCACGACUACGCAGCGCAUCUGGUCGCUGAAGCAACUACACACUGUGUUCCUCUCCAAACAUGCGCCGAGGCCGUUGGAUCCAUCGCUGAAUAGCAUUUUGAUGCCACUAAUCCCAGAGCUACUGCGGCAAUACGAGUACGAGGAGCCACAGGUGCGCGGCGGAAUACACCUUAUGCACUCAGACUAUUUCAAAACGCUGGCAGCUCUUGCUUGCGACAUGCAGUUAGAUGCCGCGCUACCGCCAGCUGACGUACAUAAGUGGGCAUGGUUCAAAAGGUAUUGCAUUGCAGUGCGCGUGGCGCAAUCACUGAUAAAGCGCACCGAACUGCCACGCCUCUUCUGCAUGGAGGUGCGCAAGAAGUUCGCCGAAAUGAUGCCACCGCCGCAACCAAGUCACUCACCUGUCGGCGGCAGCGGGGGUUCAAUGAUGAACUCGACUACAUCGCUUUCGUCUGCGGGCAGUACGAACAGCAAUCCUACACCGCCGCCACCGCUGCCCAGCUCUACGAUGGUAAACACACUAACGCCCAGCACCAGCAACCUUAUACAAUACAUUGACUCGAUGAUGUCACUUUCCCUGCAUGAACCGAACAGCGCCAGCGCUGCUGCCUGCACCAGCCUACCACCUUUGGCGCCCUCCGCAGGCAAUGAUACGCUACAAUUUUUGCAUGAGGACCACAGCGUUUUCAAGGGCGCGCAUGACUGCCAGCUGCUGCAGUGGCUCAAUCGUCGCCCAGACGACUGGGCACUAUCUUGGGGCGGCGCCAGCACCAUCUACGGCUGGGGACAUAAUCAUCGUGGACAAUUAGGCGGAUUGGAAGGCAGUCGCAUCAAGACACCAACACCGUGUGAGGCGCUCAGCUUGCUGCGUCCUGUUCAACUAGCGGGCGGCGAGCAGACACUCUUCGCUGUCACACCCGAUGGUAAGUGCUUCGCUACCGGCUACGGCUCUGGCGGACGACUCGGCGUGGGUGGCACAGACUCCUGGGCUAUACCAACUUUAAUCGGCUCACUGCAGCAUGUUUUUGUCAAGAAAGUGGCCGUGAACUCGGGCGGCAAGCAUUGUCUUGCACUCACCACUGAAGGCGAGGUGUACUCCUGGGGCGAAGGUGAGGACGGAAAACUGGGCCAUGGCAAUCGCAUGAGCUACGAUCGUCCGAAACUGAUCGAGGAUCUCACUAGUAUUGGCAUUGUAGACAUUGCUUGCGGUAGCGCACACUCAGCGGCCAUCACAUCUUCGGGCCAUGUGCUUACCUGGGGCAAAGGGCGCUACGGACGCCUUGGACAUGGCGACUCUGAAGAUCAGCUGCGUCCUAAAUUAGUCGAGGCACUGCUUGGCUAUCGUGCUAUUGACGUCGCUUGCGGCUCAGGUGAUGCGCAAACGCUCUGUAUCACCGACGACGACAACGUGUGGAGCUGGGGUGAUGGGGACUAUGGCAAAUUGGGACGCGGCGGAUCGGAUGGAUGCAAGCUGCCAUACAAAAUCGAAAGUCUCGCUGGUCUGGGAGUUAUAAAAGUGGAAUGUGGUUCUCAAUUUUCCGUGGCGCUUACCAAAUCCGGUGCUGUCUACACCUGGGGCAAGGGAGAUUUCCAUCGGCUCGGUCACGGCACUGUGGACCAUGUCCGAAGGCCAAAGAAGGUGGCCGCGCUGCAGGGCAAAAAGAUCGUCUCUAUCGCGACUGGGUCGCUGCAUUGCGUAGCCUGCACAGACGCGGGCGAGGUUUACACGUGGGGCGACAACGACGAAGGCCAGCUGGGCGAUGGCACUGUGAGCGCUAUACAACGUCCGCGACUCGUGGCGGCGUUGCAGAACAAACACAUCGUGAAAGUCACCUGUGGUUCGGCGCACACGAUUGCCAUGUCUACAUCGCAGCUGACAGAUCGCAUGCGACCACCACCCAAUCCGCCGCUGGAGUAUGAUUUAGUGCGCGAAAUGCCGCCGGAGGCGUUGCAUGCGCGUCUAGUGCUGCUGCAUCACUUCUCCGAGUUGCUUUGUCCCUGCCUGGCCAUGCUGCCGAUCACAGGUGAACUCAGCUUGGGCGCGCUGAAAGAUGUGCUCGUGUAUACCAUCAAAGAGGCCGCUUUCCGCAAGGUCAUACAAACAACCAUGGUGCGCGACAAGCAACACGGACCGGUCAUUGAGCUAAAUCGCAUACAGGUAAAGCGUUCGCGCAACAAGUCGGGCAAUGGGCUAGCCGGCAUCGACGGCAUGAAGAGCGUUUUCGGUCAGAUGGUGCAGAAGCUGCCGCUGCUGACACAAGAGGCGCUUUCGCUGCCGCAUCGCGUUUGGAAGGUGAAGUUUGUGGGCGAAAGCGUAGACGAUUGCGGCGGAGGCUAUAGCGAAUCAAUUGCGGAGAUGUGUGAUGAAUUGCAGAAUGGCAGCGUGCCACUGCUGAUCACAACACCCAACGGACGUGGUGAAGCGGGCGCAAAUCGAGAUUGCUUCUUGCUCGACCCAACGCUCGGCUCUGUACUGCAGAUGAACAUGUUCCGCUUUCUGGGCGUGCUGAUGGGAAUAGCGGUGCGCACUGGCUCGCCGCUGAGUCUGAACUUGGCUGAGGCCGUCUGGCGCCAAUUGGCCGGCGAGCAACUACGCCCCUCCGAUCUCACCGAAGUCGAUCGUGAUUAUGUCGCUGGCUUGCUAUGCAUACGCAACAUGGACGACGAUCCGAAGGUUUUCAGCACGCUCGAGCUGCCUUUCUCAACUUCCUCCGCCAAAGGUCAUGAGGUGCCACUGUCGACCCGCUACACGCGCAUCUCCCCACAGAACCGCCAAGAAUAUGUGCGCUUGGCUUUGAAUUUUCGUCUGCAUGAGUUUGACGAACAGGUUAAGGCUGUGCGUGAUGGCAUGUCGAAGGUGAUACCAGUGCCGCUGCUGUCACUUUUCUCAGCGCCCGAACUGCAAGCGAUGGUUUGCGGUUCGCCUGACAUACCGCUGGGACUGCUCAAGUCGGUGGCCACCUACAAGGGUUUCGAUCCGAAUUCGGCGUUAGUGACGUGGUUCUGGGAAGUAAUGGAAGAGUUCUCCAAUCAGGAACGUUCGCUGUUUUUGCGCUUUGUCUGGGGUCGUACUCGUCUACCACGUACAAUUGCCGAUUUUCGAGGACGCGACUUCGUUUUGCAGGUUUUGGAAAAGAGUCCACCGGAUAAUUUUCUACCAGAGAGUUACACGUGCUUCUUUUUGCUGAAAAUGCCACGCUAUUCCUGCAAGGCUGUGCUGCUAGAGAAGCUAAAGUAUGCUAUACAUUUUUGCAAGAGUAUCGAUACGGAUGAGUAUGCGCGCGUUGCCAUGGGUGAUCCCACCGAAGCGACGGGCAGUGAGGACGACAGCGAUCUGGAAUCGGCUGCGAGUAAUGAGGCCUAAAUCAAAAUUAACUAUUAGUGGAACGUGAACGUGAUUUUCACAGUAAAACAAAAAUAUUUAAAUAUACAUAUAUAUUGGAUAAAUAUUCAUGCAUACAUAUAUAAAUUUUGUGAAUGGAAUUGUAGUUUGUAGUAGCAGCGAACGUAGUUUGCACCAUACAAAAUCACUCAACCCCACAGAAGCAAAGCAAAAAACAGAUGACCCCCCAAGCGAAAUAUAAAGGCCUCAAAGGCGUCUAAAAACGAGAGAAAUUUCAAUUGAAUUAUAAA